UAUUUGCGUAUAUAACAGAGAGAUAGAGACGACGUAGCAAAUGUCGCGAACAUUUUCAUUUUUCGAAUAAUCACACAAAGUACUGCCCUGCGUACGUACUCUGGGUCGGUUAUUUCUAAAGGAAGAAACGGUAAAAAGUGAAAACUUUAGUCCCUCGCUACGAUCGCAUUAUGCAAAUGCAGACUCGAGUCCGAGGUCGUACCAAACAUUUUCGUCAAACUGGAUUGUCCCUUUCCGGGGUUUCGCAGAAAGGGGCGGGGUGUAAUGAUGCGUUGCAACCGGAAAAAAGUUUGGUCGUAGCGCUUGGAUAUAAUCGAGUGAAUAUACACGUAUGAAGUACUCGUGACGCGCGCAAUAACGGAAAAAGAAUAAGUGAGGAAAGAGGAACGAAAGAAAAAUUUUGGAUCAGUCAGGGGCGACGCGUGGCUGCGGUUAAACAUGGAAGAAAAAAUGGAAGAAGAGGAGAGACGCGGCGCGAAAGAAGAAAGAAUGGCGGAGAAAAAAAAUUAUUUCAACGAAAAUUACAAAAACGAUAUCGACUACGUGGUGAAAAUAGCUCGUACUUUGCUCACUCCAAUAGGAAUUUAUCCUCUGUACGGGAAUGAUAGCUUUAUGGCUCGGAUAAUGGCUCGAUGUCAAACACUCGUUGUGUUUGGUUUAAUGUGUUUUCUACUCGCGCCCCAUUUCAUUUACACUUUCUUCGACGCCGAAGAUCUCAGCCGCUUGAUGAAAGUCAUUGCCGCUCAGAUUUUCAGCCUUCUCGCAAUAAUCAAAUUUUGGACAAUGAUUAUAAACAAAAACGACCUUCGCUACUGUCUCGAUGAAUUGGAGAAUCAUUGGCGCGAGGUAACCUGCGAAGAGGAUAGAACGGUUAUGACGGAGAGUGCAAAGAUCGGACGUCUGUGCACGAUUGCUUAUCUCGGCUUGUCCUACGGUGGCGCUUUACCUUAUCACAUCGUUUUGCCACUCGUUGCCGAUAGAAUUGUUAAGGACGACAACACCACGCAAAUACCAUUACCCUAUCCCAGCGACUAUGUUUUUUUCGUCCCAGAAGAUUCUCCCGGUUAUGAAAUGUUGUUCGUAUCACAAAUUCUCAUAAGCAGCAUCAUUUUAUCGACGAAUUGCGGUGUUUAUAGCCUCAUUGCUAUUUACGUUAUGCACGCCUGUUGCCUCUUUCAAGUGGUGCAACGACAACUCCGAGCUAUCUUCGAUUACUCCAAAACUCUUGAAGAAUUGACGCUGAGGCUUGCCGUUAUCGUAGAAAAUCAUAGCGCGGCGAUCAGAUACGCUCAAAGGAUCGAGAAAGCUUUAAACGUUGUUUUCCUUUCGGAAAUGGUCGGAUGUACCGUGAUUAUAUGUUUUCUUGAAUUUGGCGUCCUCAAGGAUUGGGAAGACAAAAAAAUGAUUGGUGUCAUGACUUAUGCCGUUCUCAUGACUUCCAUAUUCGUGAACGUUUUUAUUUUCUCUUUUACUGGCGAUCGGCUCAAAGAGCAGAGUGAAAAAGUUGGGGAAUGCAGUUACUGCAUCGAAUGGUAUGAUUUGCCAAAAGAUCUGGCCAACGAUCUUAUGUUCAUUAUGGUAAGAGCGAGUCGCCCGUCCAACUUAACUGCUGGCAAAGUAUUCGACUUGUCGCUUCAAGGUUUUUGCGAGGUUGUGAAAACUUCAGCAGCCUAUUUGAAUUUUCUGCGAGCCAUGGUGACCUAAGAAUUUACGUUUCGAUUAAUCUGUACGAAAUAGAUGUAAGAAUACGAUAGAAAUAACUUUUUCUUCACGCGAAUUGUACACAUUCAAUCGAAGUUUAGCAGUGUAUGGCGCAUAGUGCAGAAGCUUCGCGCGAUCCUGUGGCGGAGAAUGCUUUCGUUGUCGUUGAUAAUAAAACACGAAUAAACGUUCUUUUCACCAGGUGUCUUGCUAUUGUUUUUAUAUGAAAAGUGUGCGUUAUGCGGAGGAUCAGCGAAUAAGUUCGAACGCUCGCACAAAAACAUGAUGGACGUACCCUCGGAACAAUGUUCUCGUACCCUUUAUGCAUGACAGCGAGCAAUUAAUCCAGAGACAAGUUUUGGCAGGAAGUGAAUUUACUUUAUGAUGCGGGGAGCAGGCGAGCCAAAUCGCGAUAUCCUACUUUAUUCGAUGACCCAAUGAUUCACGCUUAAAACUUAGCAUUGAAAAGAAAAACGGUUUUUUUUGCAUGAUUUGAAUUUACGAUUAAAACCUUUCUCGGGUGGUCGGAUAUA
This is a messenger RNA of Venturia canescens, 2234 nucleotides long. Its product is annotated as odorant receptor 49b-like. Gene Ontology annotation, biological process: sensory perception of smell; detection of chemical stimulus involved in sensory perception of smell. The transcript is spliced from 5 exons. The record is from RefSeq and is a predicted model, not a curated record. Gene Ontology annotation, cellular component: plasma membrane. Gene Ontology annotation, molecular function: odorant binding; olfactory receptor activity. Bases 439 to 1704 code for a protein of 421 amino acids. NCBI's taxonomy places the organism in Eukaryota, Metazoa, Arthropoda, Insecta, Hymenoptera, Ichneumonidae.